Durio zibethinus is the source of this 1232-nucleotide messenger RNA. RefSeq names its product epoxide hydrolase 1-like. Lineage: Eukaryota; Viridiplantae; Streptophyta; Magnoliopsida; Malvales; Malvaceae. Gene Ontology annotation, molecular function: catalytic activity. The record is from RefSeq and is a predicted model, not a curated record.
AAUCAAUAGGCUAUGGUACUAUAAAAGGAUGUUACAGUGACAAACAAAGAAAAGAGAGAGUAGUUGUUGAGUUGGGCUCAGAUCUAAGAAAAUGGAAGGGAUAGAACACAAAAUAGUGAAGGUGAAUGGUAUAAACAUGCAUGUGGCAGAAAAAGGGGAAGGUCCUGUGAUUCUUUUCCUCCAUGGCUUCCCCGAGCUAUGGUACUCUUGGCGUCACCAGAUCAUUGCUUUGUCUUCCCUGGGCUACCGAGCUGUGGCCCCUGACCUGAGGGGCUUCGGUGACACGGAUGACCCACAUCCCGUCGCCAGUUACACGUGCUUCCAUAUACUGGGGGAUUUGGUUGAGCUUUUGGAUGCUGUUGCUCCAGACCAGGAGAAGGUUUUCGUAGUAGGACAUGACUGGGGCGCUUACAUGGCUUGGUAUUUGUGUUUGUUUAGGCCAGACAAAGUGAAAGCUUUGUUGAAUUUGAGUGUGCCAUUUCUUCCAUUUACUCGGCAAAUUAGGCCCCUUGAUGGCUGGAGAGCUUUCUAUGGGAAUGAUUAUUACAUCUGCAGAUUUCAGGAACCUGGAGAAAUAGAAGCAGAAUUUGCAGAGAUUGGUACAGAAAGAGUUGUCAAGGAGUUCCUAACAUACAGGGCUCCGGGUCCAAUUUUGUUAACCAAAGGCAAACUAUUCGGACAUUCAGCAGAUACCCCAAUCAAAUUACCUUCUUGGUUGUCAGAGGAAGAAGUUGACUACUAUGUCGCUAAAUUUGACAAGAAUGGCGGUUUCACUGGUGGAAUCAACUAUUACCGAAACUUUGACAGAAAUUGGGAACUCUUGGCACCAUGGGUUGGUUGUGAGAUCAAAGUACCAGCUAAGUUCAUUGUGGGGGAUCAGGACCUGGUUUAUCACAUGCCUGGUAUCAAGGAAUACAUUCACAGUGGUGGGUUCAAGAAAGAUGUGCCACUUUUGCAGGAAGUAGUGGUAAUGGAAGGAGUUGGGCACUUUAUCAACAUGGAAAAAGCAGACGACAUAAACAAGCACAUUUAUGAUUUCUUCCGCCAGUUUGAUUGAUAUUUCAAGUCCUUCCCUGCUCUAUGUAUGUCAGCCUUCGUGUAAUAAAUUUGGCUACGAUCCAUGAUGUUCAACCAGCCUUUGUGUAAUAAUCUUAGACUGUCAUGCUGUUGGAAUUGUUUGUCGAAAUCGAUAUUGCCUUUUAUCUAUGGAUGAAAACGAAAAUUCAAAAGAA